GUGAGGAGGGGCGAAGGUGGCCCGUCGGCACGAGCGCAGACAGCAAGGAACAGCUGCAGAGAGGCUCUCGUUCAUUGAAUUGCACCGCAUAGCUCAUACAAUAUUACUGUUUUUCCCCAAAAAACAAAUAAUAUCGUCCAAAUCAUAACCAUACAACAUGGUUGACCGCGAGCAGCUGGUUCAAAAAGCCAGGCUGGCUGAGCAGGCAGAGAGAUAUGAUGAUAUGGCAGCAGCUAUGAAAUCGGUAACCGAGUUGAACGAGGCCUUGUCCAACGAAGAGAGGAACCUCUUGUCCGUCGCUUACAAGAAUGUCGUAGGAGCUCGGCGCUCAUCCUGGAGGGUCAUCUCCAGCAUCGAGCAGAAGACAUCCGCGGAUGGCAACGAGAAGAAGAUCGAGAUGGUAAGGGCCUACCGUGAGAAGAUUGAGAAGGAGCUGGAGGCCGUGUGCCAAGACGUGCUCAACCUGUUGGAUAACUUCCUGAUCAAGAACUGCAGCGACACCCAGCACGAGAGCAAGGUCUUCUACCUGAAGAUGAAGGGAGACUAUUACCGUUACUUGGCCGAGGUGGCCACGGGCGAGAAGCGCUCCACCGUGGUGGAAUCCUCUGAGAAGGCCUACAACGAGGCUCACGAGAUCAGCAAAGAGCAUAUGCAGCCCACUCACCCCAUCCGGCUGGGAUUGGCCCUCAACUACUCGGUCUUCUACUACGAGAUCCAGAACGCUCCGGAGCAGGCCUGUCAUCUCGCCAAGACGGCCUUCGACGACGCCAUCGCCGAACUCGACACCCUCAAUGAGGACUCCUACAAAGACUCAACCCUCAUCAUGCAGCUCCUCCGAGACAACUUAACACUGUGGACGAGUGACCAGCAAGAUGAUGAGGGUGGGGAGGGCAACAAUUAAAAGUUGACAAGUUCUCAAUUUAGAAACAUAAAAAUGGCUGGUGGACUUUGGCAGCAGCUUUUGCCAUGGUUUCCUCUGCAGCAGCAGUUCUUUAUUUUUCCACGAGUUAAAAGAAAAAAAAAUAUCAAGGGUGGUAAAGGGGGGGCUGAAGUCCUAGUUUGAAUAUAUACAGAAAUAUAUAUAGUUGAAUGGGCCUCCCUCUUCUUGGUUCUCUUUGACAUUUGCCAAAACCACUGAAAUGUCAGUCAAUCAGCCGGAAACGGUCGUUGUUGGUUGGGAAUGGCAGCCUCACACUGGCAUAUGGACUGAUGUAUUUCAAAGGGAUGCUGCUUAUUUAUGUUUUGGGUAGUAGAAAAGCAUUUCAAAAAGAGGGUACGGUGGCGUUCGAAGAGUAAAAAUAGUAUUAAAUGGUUCCAGUAUUAGUCACGAGUUGAUCUGUUUGAAUCAUCCUGUAUGCGCUCAAUUAACUGAACUGGGAAUUCGAUUUAAAUAGCUAUUAGAUGGAAGUGCGUUGAAUAAAAUUGUGUUCUUUUGAAUGCACCAAAACAGGUAAAGUUUAGUCAUUGUCAUAUAUUCAUCACAGUCGGAUACUACUGGAACCAUUGACUUUUUUGAAGGACAGGCUGGGGAAAAGGCAGAGACUGAUCUGGUUU
Sinocyclocheilus grahami is the source of this 1554-nucleotide messenger RNA. Its product is annotated as 14-3-3 protein gamma-B. The coding region runs from base 158 to 901 and encodes 247 amino acids. The transcript has 2 exons. Lineage: Eukaryota; Metazoa; Chordata; Actinopteri; Cypriniformes; Cyprinidae. The record is from RefSeq and is a predicted model, not a curated record.